Molecule: messenger RNA, 228 nt
Organism: Prorocentrum cordatum
Lineage: Eukaryota; Dinophyceae; Prorocentrales; Prorocentraceae
Source: the annotation of a GenBank genome assembly
AUGCAGAAGGACGAGGAGCUGCUGCAGCACAACCAGCACCCGAGGGGGAACAUGUGCCGCAACAAGAGGUUCGUGGCCAUGCACCCGUACAAGAGCCAGGAGGAGUACGGGAGGUGCCUCGACUCCGCCGAGGGUGACCAGGCCUACGACGCCCCCUUCGACCACACGCUCAACGACGCCUGGAACAAGCUGGGGCCCGAGCUGAACGGGCUCCAUGCCACGGGCUAG